This is a messenger RNA of Apis laboriosa (Himalayan honeybee), 5321 nucleotides long. RefSeq names its product CUGBP Elav-like family member 4 (gene bru3). Gene Ontology annotation, biological process: regulation of alternative mRNA splicing, via spliceosome; mRNA splice site recognition. Lineage: Eukaryota; Metazoa; Arthropoda; Insecta; Hymenoptera; Apidae. Bases 1833 to 2939 code for a protein of 368 amino acids. The record is from RefSeq and is a predicted model, not a curated record. Gene Ontology annotation, cellular component: cytoplasm; ribonucleoprotein complex; nucleus. Gene Ontology annotation, molecular function: mRNA binding. The transcript has 15 exons.
UCCACGUUUUGGCAAAGAAGAAGGCAGUUAUCGUUGCUGAGUGAACGAGUUUCGACCACGUCGUACGUACCGAUCAGCUGGACAAUCAGUGUUAUUUAUCGCCCAUCUUUUCCCUGCCUUCUCCGUUCCACGGAUUUCCAUUCGCCGGUGAAUAGACUUGGCGAAUGAAACGCACAUACGUUGGGCAAACGUAGCAUUCGAUCGAGUGAUAAUUGGAACGCGCCGGAUACGAGUCCGCGAUUUUAUCCGUUGAUGGCAAGUUUUUCCUCUAUGGAGGUGGAAUUUCGUUCGUAACGCGUGAGUGACGAAUCGAAUCACGGAUCACGUUACACCUUGACAGACAAGGUGACCAAUCUCCUUUCUUGAUGAAUACGACGACGUCGAAAAGAAGCACGAUCGGUAGCCACGCGGUUGACGCUCUCACCGCCGGUUGUAUCUCCGAAGGGGUUAACACCUAGCACGAGGAGCGUCUACUGCGCAGCUAGCGAGAGAAACGAUUCCGAAGGAACCAUUUUCCUUCGCAUGGUGAUUCAGUGGUGUUAUUGUUAUUGUUGUUGUUAUCGAUAUUUGGUGGUGAUACACGUGCCCCGGUGAUAUACGAGUCGAACUGACUACACCUUGUGUUUACGUCGUUUCAAAUUGUCCUUUCGAAAGCGUGAAAACAAAGAGUCGCCUCCUUCCACUUCUUUUCAAGUGUUCUUCUUCUCCGCUGUGUUUCACCAUCGUGGACGGGAGGCGCGCGUGUCAAUCGACGUACCGGAUACAGGCCUGGCGAGUUCGGUAAAACAGUUUCAGGCUUUUACGGAUUCGAUUUCGAAGGUGGAGGUGAUCGUCCGCGCGAGAUCGACGACACGUGGAUUCGGAUCCAAUUCUCGUUCCUAGCUCACGUGGUCGUCGAAACUACUACCGGCGACGCUCUUAUAGUGGCGCUUCCGCGAUAUAACCUAUCACGGAUGUUGUUCCUCGCGUUGAAACGAGUUUGCUCGUGAUCAAUUUGAAAGUUGUCGGGUUAUCUGUGUGCUCGUUGAAUUUUUAUCGAUGUUCCGUAUCGACGUUGCAACAACAUCGGACGUGAUCGAUGAGUGUUCGGCCGAGUGAAUAGGGAAAGAAAAGUAGGAAAAAAGAAAAGAAAAAAAUAGAGACUCUCCGUCAAACGAUUCUUCCGUCCUGUUGUCGAGAAUCGAAACGCGUGUGUGUCACUUUCAUGUCGCGAAUAGAAGGAGAGGGAUGACGGUGCAUCAUCGUUGUGCUGCAGACACCGUCGAAGAGGAGGAAGAAGACUCGUGAAUUACGUAAACGACGAUCAUCGGUGCUGGAACGAGACAUCAUUAGUAGUACGUGGUUGUUUUGCGAUUCUUCGUAGGAUUUUUCGGAUCCGCAAGCACGCGGAAUCAAGCAGGCAGCGUGGAGCGCUCGGCGAUCGUGUGGCCGCGCGCCGCGGACCUCUAUCUUUAUCAACCAGGCUGUGCAUUUCUCACCUACUAUAGUCGUGACAGCGCAAUCAGUGCCCAGAACGCUCUGCAUGAGAAGCGGACUUUACCAGGGGGUGUGACGGGCGACCGGCUGGCCGGGGGCGCCGCACACCUCCUCCAUCUCUUCUUCUUCUUGCCACGACCACAACACACAAUGUAACAACAACUACCACUACUAGAGUCGUCCGCGCGAACCACGUUCUCAAUGUACUCGAUGUGAUGAACCGUCCUAUUCAAGUGAAGCCGGCGGACAGUGAAAACCGCGGAGAGUGCAUGAUGGACGACGGGAGCACCAGUGCCAUCUUCUGGAAGUAGGAGGCACCGGUGGCGGCCGCUGAAGACAGAAAGCUGUUCGUGGGAAUGCUCAGCAAGCAACAAACAGAAGACGAUGUCAGACAGUUGUUCACUGCCUUUGGCACAAUAGAGGAGUGUACCAUCCUCCGAGGACCUGACGGCAGUAGCAGAGGCUGUGCAUUCGUAAAACUUUCAUCGCAUCAAGAAGCGCUAGCGGCGAUCAAUACCUUACACGGUAGCCAAACUAUGCCGGGUGCGUCAUCCAGCUUAGUGGUAAAGUUCGCAGAUACUGAGAAAGAGAGACAACUAAGACGCAUGCAGCAAAUGGCCGGGAACAUGAGCCUCCUUAACCCUUUCAACGUCUUCAAUCAGUUCGGCGCUUACGGCGCUUACGCUCAGCAGCAAGCAGCUCUGAUGGCCGCAGCAACAGCACAGGGGACGUAUAUCAAUCCAAUGGCAGCAUUGGCACACGUCGGCGCCGGCCAACUGCCGCACGCGUUGAACGGCAUGCCAAACCCUGUUGUUCCACCGACUUCCGGUUUGCUCGUAGGUACCGGUACAGGGCAGCCUGUUAACGGGGCGAUACCGUCGUUACCGUCGCCAACGAUGCCCAAUUUCAACAUGGCUGCACAAACACCGAAUGGUCAACCAGCAGGUUCGGAUCCUGGUGUCUACACCAACGGGAUACCGCAGACCUAUCCGGGACAUGCCCUCCAUCUGUCCAUUCCAGCACAAGGGCUGCCUAAUGGGGAGGCGGCACUCCAGCAUGCCGCCGCGUAUCCUGGAAUGCAACCCUACCCCGGUGUCGCUUAUCCCGCCGUCUACGGCCAGUUUCCUCAAGCUAUUCCUCAGCCGAUGACCGCUGUGGCACCCACGCAGAGGGAAGGAUGCUCUAUCUCAGGACCCGAAGGCUGCAACCUGUUCAUCUACCACCUGCCUCAAGAGUUCGGUGACGGUGAGCUCAUGCAGAUGUUCAUCCCCUUUGGCAACGUCAUAUCCUCCAAGGUUUUCAUCGAUCGGGCAACCAACCAGAGCAAAUGCUUCGGUUUCGUGUCGUUCGACAAUCCAGCGAGUGCGCAGACAGCAAUUCAAGCGAUGAAUGGCUUCCAGAUAGGGAUGAAGCGUUUAAAAGUCCAGUUAAAGAGGCCCAAGGACGCAAGCCGGCCAUACUAACCAAAGUCCUAGCUUAGAGAAACUGGACGAUACGCACCCUACAUCAUAACCCACAGAAUGUCGUACAAGAACACGGGCUUAUUGAACGCUCGACGAUCAGAAGUGAUGAGUUUGAAUCACCGUUACAACGCUCUCCACUAUAAUAACCUAGUAUACUAGUUAGAUAAAUUAAUUAGAGGAUAACAAUUAGAAGUCAGUAGAUUGACUUCGCCGGCAGCCACGCGGCGAGGACGAAGAGGCUGAUAACGCUAAUGAGAACACAUUGGAUGUCCAGCGCUGAACCCAGUCAGUCCGAGAGAAAGGCGAAAAGAAAAGAAAGAGAAAGAAAGAAAGAAAGAAAGAAAGAAAGAAAGAAAGAAAGAAAGAAAGAAAGAAAAACGCGAGAAUAGGAUUCACGUUUCGAACAAAACGAACACUCUCGGAUGCUCGGAUACGAUUAAUCCUUUUACUAAACAAAACAAAAGAAAAAAACAAAAAAAAAAAAAAAAAAAAGAACGGAACACGCGUCGAUCUUUCUCAUCCUCUUCUUUCUAUUUUCCUACAUCUUAUUAUAUUUUAUACAUAUUUUUCCGUUCUUCACUCUCGAUCCCUACUGCCAAACGAGAACCCGUAUCGGAAUAACGGAGCAAAAGAAAAAAAAAAAAAAAUAAUAAAAUCUUUCGAUACGCGUUUCUUCUCGACGACAACGACGUCGUCCUCGUCGUCGUCGUCGUCGUCGUCGUCGUCGUCGUCCUAGUAACGAGUUUUAUCAUCCGAUCAUCCGGGACAAGUAGAAAUUAAACGGGAGCCUUUAAGAGCCUCUCGGCCAGGUUUUAUCGUUUCGACGACACGCUAACUCUUAAAUGGUUUGAUAAAUCACGUGAUGGGAAAAAACGUUCAAGUGCGGGCGACUUUCCAGGUAACGGUAAACCAAAGAAGAUACAAGAGAAGAUAUAAGAAGAAGGAGAAGAAGAAGGAGAAGAAGAAAGAAAAAAUAAAAAAAAAGAAAACUCUUAGUUCCUGACGAAGCGGCAUGGCGAUUGUAGCCGACCGACUGUUUAAAAAAAAAAAAAAAAAAAAAAAAAGUUAACUAUUACCGCGAUUCGACCCAUAGAAAUACGAAAGAAAGUACCUAUUUCAGAGAUUCUCUAGGGAAAACACGAGUCCAGUGUGUAUCGGUUGAAUUCGUUUGUAUCGCCUUUUUUAGAGAAGAGGACGCAAACUUUGCCAAUUUUUUUAUUUCCAACAAGCAACCAAAGAUACAACAAAACCGUCGAAUAUCCGGAUUUAGGAUUUUUUCGGUUUUUCGUCGAACAAAGGUGAUCAUCGCGUUAAUAAUAUCGCGGAUAGGAAGGUCGUUAGGAUCGUUUCUUACGAUACGUAGUGGUGUUCCGUGGAAAGGACCGACGCGGUCUCUCCUAACGCAAAUUUGUCAAUCACGUAUACAGGGUGCUCGUCUCACGCAACGUCUUUAAAAAAGAAAACGAAAACGAAAACGAAAAAAAAAAAAAGAAAAAAAAAAAAAAGAAUUUCUAAAAUGAAAACUACGUACUACUACUACUACUACUACUACUACUAUUACUACUACUACUAUUACCACAUACUAUUACACACACACAUACACACACACACACGUAUUUAAAAUAUACAUCGUAUACACUCGAGUACAUGUACACACGACGCGCACACACGACGCACACACAUGGCCGAAUACAUACACACACACACACAGAUAUUAUAACAUACACGUAUAUAUAUAUAUUAACCGAUACGAAAAUCAUGGAAUCAGUGCCGACCCCAAAACUCGCGGGUUCUUCUUAUCGGUUCUUCUUAUGUUUAAGAAUUCAUCGCAUUACGCCGUAGUAGGUUUUAUAUAUAUAUAUAUAUACACGUGAGAGAAUUUCAAGGGAUCGUUAGUGCCGUGUCAAAGAGUGUGUCAUUUCGAAGUCCGGUCGUCCGCGCCACGGCGCUCGUUUCAAUCGCCCAUCAACCGUCGAAUAUUUAUUAAUUAUUAUAUUAUCCCUCCCCCCCCCACCCCCAAUUAUCAUCAUCCUUAUUAUUAUCGAUCGAUUAAGUACGAUUUUAUGGUUAAGUGAGGAAAAAAAAAAAAAAAAAAAAAGGAAGGGAAAAAAUUUCCGGCCGAAACUUAUGUACAUCCAUCGGGAUUCCUUUUGUAAAGGAGGGAUCGUUCGAUCACUAACACGGUUCCGAAUUUUCACAGAUUCCGGGAUUCCUGUCGUUGUCCAUUCUCACGGCUCGAUCAUUCGAAAAAAUGACGAAAUCGUUUUGUCGUUUGACCGACGCAUCGCCCGAGAAAUGUCAACCAGGCUGUGAUUAUCCAAACGAAACAAAAAAAAAAAAAAAAAAAAAAAAAAAAAAAAAAAAAAAAAACAAAAAAAAAAG